Messenger RNA from Ilex paraguariensis (yerba mate), 3371 nucleotides. The record is from the annotation of a GenBank genome assembly. NCBI's taxonomy places the organism in Eukaryota, Viridiplantae, Streptophyta, Magnoliopsida, Aquifoliales, Aquifoliaceae.
UCUCUCUCUCUCUCUCUCUCUCUGAACUGGGGUUUGUUACAUCCUGGUUUUGCUGCAACAAAUCCUGAUUUGGAGAGAAGACAAUUUUUGUUUCCUUUGGAUUUAUUGCUUUCUGCUCAGAGCCCAUUUGAGUUUCAAAACUUGGGUUUUAUCGGUUCUUUUUGAACAUUUUUUAAUGGAUGGUCUGUAUAAGAGCUUGGUUUUGGUAUGAGAAGUUUCUUUAAUGUAUUAUAUGUCUGAUUUGAUUGAAUUGGAACCAAAGUGCACUGGCUUGGUAUUAAUAUUAUGAGACAAUAAGAGUUUGAAGAUCUUCUCAUCUUUAUCGAGGACUUCCUGGGGGGUUUUAUGUUGAAUUUUUAUUUGGUUUGGGGGUUUUGACAUGUUUUUUAUAGAAGAACUCAGGUUCGAUUGAAUUGUUUUGGGAGGGUGGUUGUGAAGAAAAAGUUAGCUACUCAAUGUUGAAGCUUUUGUGGUUCGAAUUGUUGGUGUCUUUUGUGGUUUGAAUUGUCGGGUUCAAGAUGGGGAAGCAAAGUAGGUCGAAGAAGAAACAGCUGGGAGGAAAAUCAGGAGGUACAGUUGUGAACCAAAACAAAGUUGGUGAGAAUAGCCCAAAAGGAUACGAUAAGGAUACUGCAGUAUUCAUUUCAAUGUCACAGGAAUUGAAGGAUGAGGGGAAUAAGUUGUUUCAGAAGAGAGAUUAUGAAGGGGCCAUAUUAAAAUAUGAAAAAGCUCUCAAGUUGCUCCCAAGAAACCACAUAGAUGUAUCCUAUCUUCGGAGUAACAUGGCCGCAUGCUAUAUGCAGAUGGGACUCAGUGAGUACCCUAUGGCGAUCCAUGAAUGCAAUUUGGCUCUUGAAGUCACACCCAAAUAUAGCAAAGCACUCUUGAAGAGGGCUAGGUGUUAUGAGGCUCUGAAUAGGCUGGAUCUGGCACUGAGAGAUGUUAGUACAGUAUUGAAGAUGGAGCCAAAUAACCUCAUGGCAACAGAGAUUGCUGAAAGGGUGAAUACAACAAUUGAGAAAAAAGGAAUCAGGGAGAAUGAUAUACCAGUUGAUUUGGUUCCUGUCCCAGCAUAUGUUGAACCACCUUGUGCUUCAACUCCAACAAAGGUAUUGAAGGAGAAGGUGAGAAAGAACAAGGGCAGCAAAGUGGAGGAGAAGGUGGUUGAAGAGAAAACUGAGGAAAAGAAGUCUGAGGAGACAAUCGAAGAAAAAAAGGCUGGGGAUGUUAUUGAGGAAAAUAAGGCUAAGGACACAAUUGAGGAAAAGGAGGUUGAGGACCAAACUGGGGACAAGAAGGCUGAAGAUAAAUUGGUUGUGGAGGAGAAUAUAAGUAGAAUUAUGGAAGAGGAGCCCAAAAGGGCUUUGAAAUUAGUGUUUGGGGAGGAUAUAAGAUGGGCCCAGGUUCCUGUUAAUUGCAGUAUUUUAAAACUGAGGGAGGUUACUCAUGAUCGAUUUCCAACCUUAAAAGCUGUUCUUAUCAAAUACAGGGAUCAGGAAGGUGAUUUGGUCACAAUAACCACAAAUGAAGAACUAAGAUGGGCUGAAGCAGCUGCUGAAGAACGUGGUUCUGUCAGGCUGUACAUUGUAGAAGUCACUCCCGAGCAAGAUCCAUUUUUGGACAAGAUUAGUCUGAGAAGAAGAGAAGAAGAGGUGCGCCAGCAUGGAAAAAGACAUAAUAACAUUACUCAGAAUGGACAUGUGGGAAAAACUGAGGAAACAGGCAAGGGACCAUCUUGCUUUGAUGAUUGGAUCUUUCAGUUUGCUGAGCUAUUCAAGGACUAUGUCGGUUUUGAUUAUGAUGCAUAUUUGAAUCUACAUGACCUUGGAAUGAAGCUUUACUCUGAGGCCAUGGAAGACACUGUUACAAGUGAAGAGGCACAAGACCUUUUCAAUACUGCAGCGGAGAAGUUCCAGGAGAUGUCAGCUUUGGCCUUGUUCAAUUGGGGAAAUGUCCACAUGUCCAGGGCAAGGAAAAGAGUGUACUUCACAGAAGAUGCUUCAAGAGAAUCAAUACUCGCACAGGUUGAGAGUUCAUUUGAUUGGGCGCAAAAUGAAUAUGCAAAAGCAGGAAAGAGAUACGAAGAAGCAUUGAAAAUAAAACCAGAUUUCUAUGAAGGCAUUCUAGCUCUAGGGCAGCAGCAGUUCGAGCAGGCAAAACUCUCUUGGUACUAUGCAAUUGGUACCGGUGUUGACUUGGAAACAUGGCCUUCUACAGAGGUUCUCCAUCUUUAUAAUAAAGCCGAGGACAGUAUGGAAAGGGGCAUGCAGAUGUGGGAGGAAGCAGAGGAGCGGCGUUUGAAUGAAUCAUCAAGUCCAAAUAAGUUAAAAGCCCUGUUGCAGAAAAUGGGGUUGGAUGGACUAUUUAAAGAUUUAUCUGAUGAUGAAGUUGCAGAACAGGCUGCAAACAUGAGGUCUCAGAUAAACCUCAUGUGGGGCACCCUGCUUUAUGAAAGAUCGAUUAUGGAAUUUAAACUGGGGCUUCCUGUCUGGCAUGAAUGUUUGGAGGUCGCCGUUGAAAAAUUCGAACUUGCUGGAGCUUCUCAAACAGAUAUAGCUGUCAUGAUAAAGAACCAUUGUUCUAAUGAGACUGCACUAGAAGGCUUAGGGUUCAAUAUUGAUGAGAUAGUACAAGCAUGGAAUGAGAUGUAUGAAGCAAAAAGGUGGCAGAGUGGUGUUCCUUCUUUCCGAUUAGAACCGUUACUUCGACGACGAGUUUCUAAACUUUAUCAUGCUCUGGAACAUGCGUGAAUGCUCGUAAUAUAUUGGAUCCCCCAAGAUACAGGAUUGACACUCACUAUGCCUGCUGCAUUGUUGGCAAUCUGUACUUUUCCAUACUUGGUCUUCAUACGAUGUUUGUCUUCACCCAAAAAAAAAAGAGCAAAAAAUCACAGCUACUAUUGGAUUUUGCGUCACCCUCGUACUAACAGAAACACUGGUUUCAGACUUGUUUGUAAUUAUCAUGAUCAAACAAGUAGGUACCAUUCAAUUUCAGCACUGGGGACAAGAUGCAGUAGCAGGAAUUUCCUUUUUGUUAGUUUCUGUUAUUACCUUGUUACCUCCCCAUUUAUAUUUGUUUUUGAAAGUAAGCAGAAGAUUGUUUUGUAUGUAUUGUUAACCCUUCUUGAUGUUCUCCUCCUAUUCUGUAUCCUUAAAAUUUUAGUUCAAUAGCUUGUCCAAAAAAAAAAAGAAACAAAGAAAAUGACUUCUAGUUCGAUAGCAACCAUUGUGGUCAUCUUUACUUGUUCUUCUUCUUGGUUUGUGAGCUCUCACUUUUGUAAUAUAUAUGGCUGUUUGCCAUUAGUAUUUUCGACUAUAGUAUUGUAUGGAGUUGAACUUUCUGUUUCUCAUGUUUUAUUGAAGACUUUGCAC